Molecule: messenger RNA, 6016 nt
Organism: Trichomycterus rosablanca
Lineage: Eukaryota; Metazoa; Chordata; Actinopteri; Siluriformes; Trichomycteridae
Gene: fgd4a
Product: FYVE, RhoGEF and PH domain containing 4a
Exons: 18
Coding region: 21-2498 (825 amino acids)
Biological process (GO): filopodium assembly; cytoskeleton organization
Cellular component (GO): cytoplasm
Molecular function (GO): guanyl-nucleotide exchange factor activity; metal ion binding
Source: RefSeq, a predicted model, not a curated record
UGGGCAGUGGAUUAAGAAAAAUGAGACGCCGGCGAAAGUAUUGGUUUUGCAGAACUAAAGAAAAAGCAAGCAAAGACAGCUGCUUUCCCACCAAAAACCUUGAUGAAGAAGAGGCUUGUGUAGGGGUGAAGAUCGCUGAGACAAAAGAGCCUGUCAGUGGGUCUACCAAUCAAGCGUCUCAGAGAGAAAAGCGGCAUCAGGGAUGCAGAACCAGUAGCCAGAGAUCUACUGGUAUAAAUGGCAGAAAUUCAGGCCGUCGGCUCCCUCAGCAUUCCAAACCAAAAGUGCCUCCUAAACCAGCAAACCUCCAGACUCCGGUGACAGAGCUGUGUAAGCCGCUGGCCAGGAGCUCACCCUUUAGCUCCAGAAUGGAGGAGGGAGGUGGAGGCGGCGAAGGAAAGGGUCGAGUGUCUGACCUCAUCAAUCGCUUUGAAGAUAACAGAGACACUAACGGCAGGAAAGAGGGUUCGCCUCAGAAGACUAACAGACCUGUUAAGAGCAGCCCGUUACACAAGAUCUGCCAGAAACAGCCACAAGACACCAACACAGACAGCACUGGCAUUGCCAGUCAUGCACACAUGCCGUCUGCCAAUGGGGUGUUAGGUCAAAUGGACAAAGACAGGGAAGACAACAGGGCUGCAAGAUCUGCCAGCCAGCCAGUACUGAAUGGAGAUAUAGGUGAACAGAGUGUAGACGGGGACCCGGAGGGGUCUGUCUGUGUCACUGAGGCACCGGGGGAAGAGGACCGGAGCAGCAAAGAGAAGACGAAGAAUGAGGCCGAUAAAGAGGACAGGAGUAUGGAACACAAGGAGACCAACGAGCAGAAGCUUUACAAGAUAGCAAAUGAGCUUCUCCAGACAGAGAAGGCCUAUGUUGCACGACUUAAUUUAUUAGAUGGGGUGUUCUGUACUAAGCUGAUGGAUGAGGCAGGGAAAGGCACGUUCCCUGUCGAGGUGGUGAAGAACAUUUUCUCUAAUAUUUCCUCCAUCAACACCUUCCACAGCCAGUUUCUCCUUCCAGAUUUGGAGAAACGCAUGGGAAAAUGGGAGUCAACACCUCGUAUCGGGGACAUACUACAGAAACUCACCCCCUUCCUAAAGAUGUAUGCAGAGUACGUGAGGAACUUUGAUCACGCCAUGGAACUACUGAAACAGUGGACAGAUCGAUCACCUCAGUUCAAGUCCAUCGUUCAAGACAUCCAGAAGCAGGACGUCUGUGGGAGUCUAACACUGCAGCACCACAUGCUGGAGCCUGUGCAAAGAGUACCAAGAUAUGAGAUGCUCCUCAAAGACUACCUGAAGAAGCUCCCUCAGGACCACGUGGACUGUCGGGAUGCCGAGAAGUCUUUGGAGAUUAUUGCAACAGCAGCCACACACUCCAACACUGCAAUUCGCAAAUCUGAGAACUUGAAGAAACUUCUGGAGAUCUAUGAGAUGCUGGGUGGGGAAGAGGACAUAGUCAAUGCAUCCAAUGAGUUCAUAAAGGAGGGCCACAUUCUUAAACUGGCAGCCAGGAACACCUCAUCCAUGGACAGAUAUCUCUUUCUGUUCAACAGCAUGCUGCUGUACUGUGUCCCCAAAUUCAGUCUAGUGGGGCAGAAGUUCACAGUACGUACACGAAUUGGCAUUGAUGGGAUGAAGGUGAUGGAGACAUAUAACGAGGAUUAUCCUCAUACCUUCCAAGUGUCUGGAAAGGAACGAACCCUCGAGCUGCAGGCCAGCUCUGAGCAGGAUAAAGAGGACUGGAUAAAGGCUUUCCAGAAAAUAAUCGAGAUCUUUCAACAAAAGAACGAGACCUUCAAAAUGGCUGCUAAAGAAAUGGAGGAAGUAUCGAUAUCAGAUCUGGGAAAGCGAGCGCCACGCUGGAUUCGGGAUAAUGAAGUGACCAUGUGUAUGAAGUGUAAAGAACCCUUUAACGCUCUCACUCGGAGGAGACAUCACUGUCGAGCCUGUGGUUAUGUGGUGUGCUGGAAGUGCUCAGAAUAUAAAGCUCCUCUGGAAUAUGAUGGCAGCAAGAUGAAUAAAGUUUGUCGUGAUUGCUACUCCAUCCUAACAGGGCAUACUGAAGAGACAGAGGGCAAAAAGAAGGGCAUUCUGGAGAUUGAAGCAGCGCAGUUCUGUGGCAGCAGUAUAAUGUGUGGCUUCCUGCAGUACUGUGAGAAGAAUAAACCAUGGCAGAAAGUCUGGUGUGUUAUUCCUCAGAAGGAGGCUUUAGUGCUUUAUCUGUAUGGAGCUCCUCAGGACGUGAAGGCGCAGUCCACAAUCCCUCUGCUGGGUUACUCUGUGGAAGAUGCUCCCCGUACAGCAGACCCUCCAGCCAGUUUCCGUCUGUCCCAGUCGAAGUCGGUGCACAGCUUUGCAGCUGAGACAGAGGAGCUGAAGCAGCGCUGGCUCAAAGUUAUUCGUGUGUGUGUGACCGGGGAGAUACCCGAAUGCCCUCCGCCACCUGAUGCCCACGUGCCAGAGAUCAGUCGAGCGCUGAGUUCAGACAGCGUGUAAAGAAAGAGGAAGCGCACAGCAUCGUCUGUGCCACCUCAGGCCUCAGAGAAAGUCAUAAAGAUACACCACCAGAGACUCCAUGUGAGCAAACCAUGAGCUUGGUGAAUGAACCUCAGCCACAGACAGGGCUGAGAAAAAUACACCCAUGCUGGAUUCAACAAUUAUAAGGCUAUCCAAAAAAAAGGCUCAACUUGCAGUCCAAAGUGAUGGCAUGCAUACACAAGUGCUAUUCAAAGUCAUCGGUGCUCCAGGAUGGUUGGUUAAGGUGUUAUGGAUAUAGAGACUGAAUUUCUUAUACACAACUCUCUUAGUCUCAGCCACUGCAGUAUAAUCACUGCAAGCAGUACUAUGAUAGCGCAGUAUGGUAAAUGUAUUGUAUAUAUUGUAGCAAUCCACUUAGAUGUAUAUAUAUACGCCCUCACUGUCUCUUUUAUAAAGAUGUGAAGUGAAAGCAGGCCUCUCUUCAACACUGAUUAAACGUCUGAGAUUAAAUUCAGGCCAUAUCAGCAGCCAUGGAAGAGAGAUUAUUGUUCUUCCUACAAUCCUUUGUUCAUAAGGACAACAAAUGACAUUCUAUUACUGAUGAACUCGCAAUAAAAUUAUUGUAUGUUGCUACACGUGAAGAGCACUUCAGCAGGAGUCAUGAUGCUACAUUAGAAAACCAUCAUUUACAAACUCAUUCCACCCCAGCACGUCCAUCACUCAGCCUAUAAUAUGGAUCUACAGACUGAAACUCAUCUGCCCUUAGUCUGAACUUUUCUAAUUAAAGGACACCUUUGAAACCACAGCACUGCCAAUAAUGUGCUGUGGUGUGCUGUGCUGUGUUUAAUCUGCAUCCUCCUUUUAAAACCUGGAAAACGGAUGCCCUGCUGGCACAUAGAAUGCAGAGAAUCAAAAUGUCCUGGAAUUUUCCAAUCCAGUUUGUUUUCUAAUGUUUUGAGAUGUUAUAGAGGUCUGAGUAUUAAUCGAUGCUGCUAUUAACCCAUCAAAAUCAUCAAUGACUAACAAACGAAGGCACGGCACUACCCAAGCUUGGACAUCUGUAAGCUCAUGGAUACAAAAUACUUCAGAUAGUGCUUUUUUAAGCUAGUUCGAUUGCAUUAUGACAUCCCUUUUCAGCUAGCAUGUACUAGCAAUCACUAUUCUAGGAUGUUAACUAAAUUGUGCAGACAACUGGGCUUGCUAACUCAGUAUUUUCUGCUUCCAAGUAUCUAAGAAAAUACCACCAGAAUUGGUGAUUCCUUCUGGAAAAGUCAGGAUGGUGUGGGACGGGACGGUGUCUUUAACCCUGAUACAGACGUAUCAACAUUAUGUCUGUUCCAAAGCAAAUACUUCAGUCAUUUUAAUUGUGAGCAUAACGGAGAAGUGCUACUUUAGUUUUGUUGAUGGUGUAAACAACAGACACAUGUGGAUCAUACAUCUAUUAAUAAGCUUUCGUAAAUGUAUUCAUUUUAAACAGAACAAGCUAAAUAUGAGGUUUUGAAAGCAUCUGUGUUGUGCAUUGUUGGUAAACAUGACACAAACACACAGAAUAAAACAUCACUAGGUUCAUUGUUCAAUCUAAUCCAACACUGACUCAUAGCAUUUUCCAAAUACCAUUAUCAGUAUUGAAUCAAUACAUCCAAAAAAACUGUAUUUUUUAAAUAUAUAUAUAAAUAUUUUAGUCCAUCGUUAGCUACGUUCACACUGCAAGUAAAAGACGCUUCCUGUAGUCUAGCACAGGAAGGAUUUUUAAAUCCUGUGUCUACCCACAUUAGCACUGUACCAAUUUUUGAUGUCUGUUGGGCAUUUUCAUUGAGAGUAUGUGCCACAUACACCAUGUAGUGUGGGUGCUGCACAGCUUGAGUGUCCUGUUAGCAUAUGUUUGUACCUCACCUUCACUCAGUCUGAGGAACUUGGCAUGUUCUCCUCAUGUCAAAGUGGGUUACCUCUGAGUACUCCAAAUUUCACCUAUCAUACAAAAUUAGCCAGUAGGUGUACUGGCCGCUUUUCUGGAUGGAUAAGCGCCUCUUGUUCAUGGGUGGGCUGCUAAACCACUGCGAUCAGAAUAAAGCAUUUAGUGAAAACGAAUGAAUAUUUGGUUCAGUAAUCCGACAAUCCAAAUUUAAUCCGCAUCCGUUAAAUCCAAAUUAAUGUGACUUUUAUGUCCUUUAAUCUCAGCAUUUGUUAUCAUGUUUCUCUGGCCUGUGUGAAGAGUUCAGUAGAACAAACCUUUCAGUGUCAAAUAAUCAUUAUAAAAUCAUAUGAUAAUCCCAGCCAAAUAAUCAGAUUUGAUUAGUAAAUAUGAAUUGAGCUCUCAGGAUCUUACAGUGUGGACGUAGCUUCUGUACACGUGGCCACGUUUAGCAUCUUCAAGCACAGACUGUAUGUUGUUUUUCUGAACGUUGAAGGUGUUUCAAGGUGUAUGUCUGGUUAACUUUUAAGUUAACGCUACUGAUGAGUGUCUUAAACGAGACAUUCUGUGCGGGCAGCACAAUCGAGGACGAACAGGCCCAUAAGCCAGGAGCGACAUGUAAAUGUUUUAUGAAAUAUUGUAAUUAUUUGUUAUUUAAAGUAAUUUAUAAUUGAUAAACAUGAUUUUGAAAAACAGCACAAUGUAAACGUUUCUUGGUAUUUUGCCCUCCAAGUGUUCUGUUUAUUUUCCAAACGUCAUUAUCCUCAAUUGCUCUUCUACUUUUCUUGGUUAUUCUCAUGAUAUUGAAAUCUGAAUAAAAUGAUCAAUAUUUUAUUAAAAGUAUUGCAUUAAGGAUGACAGUCACAACUGAAUUCAGUGAAAUGCACAGAGACAAAUCCUAGAACUAGAAGUUCUGUUUAUUAUCAUCUAGUAUUUCAGGUACAGAGUGCAUGUGUGCACAUACCAUCACCAGUAUGAUGAUGAUUCUUACAGAAAACCUACAGUGGAUUUAGAAAGUAUUCAGACCCCUGGACUGUUUGUGGACUUUGUGUUGUGUGUUUGAUUUUAAAGCUAUUUUUAAUCAUCAUUCUACACUUAAUCACCCCGUAAUAAUGAAGUAGAAACAUGAUUUCAAAGGUUUUUUUUUAUUAUUUAAAAAAACAAAAAAUAAUUAUACAUUUGCAAAACGUAUUCAAACCCCUUGCUGCUUUCAUUAUUUUUAAAAUGAGUCUAGGAUUCAAUUGCCAUCCAUCUGAGGCUGUUUGCAUUCAUUGGACAUAUUUUGAAAACUUCCUAAAACACUUUUUCACUUUAUCAUGCUGGGUGAUUAAGUGUAGAUUGAUGGUUAAAAGUGUGUUGUGGAUUUGAUUUUGAAUGGAUAUAAUUGCCAACACGUAAACAACGUAAAGGGGCUGAAUAUUUUUGGAAUUCACUGUACAUUUCCUGUAGUGCCCGUUCCUAUUAUCUGAAUGCAGGCCUCUUGUUUAGCAGAGAUUUCCUACAGCACUAAGUAAAAAUAUCUCGAGCCUAGUUCUAGCUUUAUUUUUUAUCCUGAAUCUAAACUGCACUUUACUGUUUUCUAUAAAGUGUACAUUGUAAAAGAAUAAACUCUGAGGACUAUGAA